Messenger RNA from Peronospora farinosa, 1230 nucleotides. The record is from the annotation of a GenBank genome assembly. NCBI's taxonomy places the organism in Eukaryota, Oomycota, Peronosporomycetes, Peronosporales, Peronosporaceae.
AUGACAAGCGGCACUUCGGACGCCAUGACUCAGCGUAUCGCCACGCAAGUGGCAGUGACAGCAGCUGGCGCUGCUCUUGCCUAUUAUGUGGGAUCCCGCACCAAGAAUGCAAAACGUUCUGCAGCUCAGCGUCGUGCUAAAGCGGUAGCUGAAGCGAUGACGGCAACGCUGCCGUCGGAUCUCGAACGCCACAAACUCACGUCGGUCGUAGUGCGCGUUCCUGCUACAACCGCCAAUAUGGGACCAGGAUUUGAUACUAUCGGUAUGGCGCUGGAUAUCUGGACGGAAAUUUCUGCAGAGAUCGUGGACGGUGACGCGUCGAACGUGAGUCGCGUGACGCUCACGAACGAGGGCGAGGGCGCUAAAGAGUUGCCUACAGACGAGACCAACCUCGUGAUUGUGGGUAUCAAGGCCGCCUUUGAAGCUGCGGGCGAAGACCUGCCACGUCACAUUAAAGUACACUGCAAGAAUCGGAUCCCAUUUGCCCGUGGAUUGGGCAGCAGCUCGGCUGGUAUCGUCGGUGGAAUCAUUGCCGGACUCGCCUUAGCUGGCAUGCGCUUGCCGGUGCACGGUCGGGAGGAACUUCUUCAGCUGGCUUCUGAAAUCGAAGGCCACCCUGACAAUGUGGCACCUGCAAUCUACGGCGGUCUGCAGCUUGGUAUUUUUGCCGAUGAGCGCUGGUAUUCCUCGCGUGUGCAGAUACCGGACGGUCUGCAGUGCGUCGUGUUCAUCCCUGACUCAACAGGCCCUACGAGUGUGGCACGCGCCAUUUUGCCACCCAACGUGCCUCGCAAGGACGCCGUGUUCAAUAUUGGUCGUGCUGCUAUUUUUGUAAACGCGUUCCGAUCGGGCAACCUUGAUGAGCUGCGGUUUGCCACGCAGGACAUGCUGCACCAACCGCAGCGUGGUGCUGCGCAGUACCCACAUCUUGAGCCACUCAUUAAGGCCGCCCUAGGAGCUGGCGCGCACGGCUGCUUUCUCAGUGGUGCCGGACCCACCGUCCUGGCCAUUACCAGUGGCCGCGCUGGUGACAUCUUCACGCAACAGCUGGCUGAGCGCCAAGAGAACAAGGUUGCCAAUGCCAUGCGUGAGGCUGCCGCUGUCUUGGGCGUCUCUGGGUGUGUGUUCAUUACCAACCCAGACCACCGCGGCGCCUAUAUUGUGCGUGCGGAGCCGCGCUUCUCUGACCGCUCUGUUGCGCGCUACGAAGGUGACGUUGCCGACUUAUAG